AUGGCGCGGAUUAGGGCUGUAGUUCCAGGUAUGGAUGGAGACUAUCUGUUGUGGCUUGGGGACACAAACGGGCAAUUUUCUGUCAAGUGUUUUUGUAUGCAGGUUGAACUCCAGCUUUAUAGGGUACCAACGUGGGUGGUGCUGACGUAUGUGCGUAAGAUCGUACCGCCGAAGGUUGUCCUCUUCUUAUCGCAAGCAGCAGAUAAUAAGAUUGCGGUGCUUGUGAAUUUACAAAGGCGUGGCGUAGCGGUGGAUGCCGAAGCGGCAUGUGCUCUUUGCGGCCAGGCCACUGAAUCAGUUGCUCAUCUUUUACUGCAUUGUGAUUUUAUGUGGGGACUAUGGUGUCGCGUGAUACACAGGGAGGGAGUGGCAUGGUGUGUUCCAGCGACGGUGUUGGGACUGUUGCAGGAGUGGGAGGCUUUGCGGAGAGGGACGGAUGUGAGUUUAUGGAAGGUAGUGCCGUAUGCGCUCAGCUGGUCGGUUUGGUUAGCAAGGAAUGGCCUGAUCUUCAACGGGGAGGAGGCCUCUAUGGAAGCUGUUUGGGACAUUCAUUUAACUCGAAUUUUUUGGUGGAUCAAAGCUUUCAACCAGGACUGUCCCUAUACGUUAUAUGAUUUCAUGGUGCAGUUUAGGGAGGUGAGGUUGGGUCAGCAGCGGAGGCAAACGAGGGUGGCUGAAUGGACUAGUCCACCGCAUGGGUCGUAA
Lotus japonicus is the source of this 705-nucleotide messenger RNA. RefSeq lists its product as uncharacterized. The record is from RefSeq and is a predicted model, not a curated record. NCBI's taxonomy places the organism in Eukaryota, Viridiplantae, Streptophyta, Magnoliopsida, Fabales, Fabaceae. The transcript has a single exon. Bases 1 to 705 code for a protein of 234 amino acids.